Molecule: messenger RNA, 408 nt
Organism: Dracunculus medinensis (Guinea worm)
Lineage: Eukaryota; Metazoa; Nematoda; Chromadorea; Rhabditida; Dracunculidae
Source: the annotation of a GenBank genome assembly
AUGGUGAUUACUGGUGAAUAUUGGUCUUUGUUUAGUGGAGAACUAAAACGAAGGGGUCCGAAGGUUCGCGGGAAUGGAAUAAGCAAAUCUUCGUCAAAAUUUUCGAAAGACAAUCUCUCAGUAUAUUUAUGUAAGGCCGGCAAAAUUCGCAAAGAUAUAACUGAUUUAAAAGAUAUUUUAAUAGCAAAACGAAAGGAUUACAUAACGGCACUGGGCCAUCAUCCAGAUUUCGUAUCAUUUUCAAAUGGAAUGAAUGAUUGGGACCGGGAUGUUAUGGAUUCGGAAACAGAUCAAAUAAUACAGCAGUGCACUCAAAUGAUUCAAUUGUUACGACGACAAAUUAAAUCUGAUGAAACACUUCGCGCUUCUGAUGAGCUUCUUCAUCUGCAACAGGCUACCUCAUUUUAA